Quercus robur (English oak) is the source of this 699-nucleotide messenger RNA. RefSeq names its product cation/H(+) antiporter 4-like. The record is from RefSeq and is a predicted model, not a curated record. Gene Ontology annotation, biological process: regulation of pH. Lineage: Eukaryota; Viridiplantae; Streptophyta; Magnoliopsida; Fagales; Fagaceae. Gene Ontology annotation, cellular component: endomembrane system.
AUGCUCCAAAAGCUUCAGCGACUUCAACACACCCUUGCAUUGGACAAACUCCCACCGCUCGUUAUACUCCCAUUCCACCGUAAAUGGUCCAUUGAUGGGUCAUUAAUUAAAUCAGACAGUUAAGUAAGGGCUCCAAAUUGCAGUGUUCUUGAACUAUCCCCCUGCUCAGUUGGGAUCUUAGUUGAUCGUGGCAGUUUAAGCCACUCAACGGUUUCAUCAGAGGCAUCCUACUCUAUUGCUGUGAUCUUCAUAGGAGGUAAUGAUGAUAGAGAGGCAUUGAUGUUUGCGAAACGCAUGGCCAAUGACCCAAACAUCAGCCUGACUGCAAUUCGCUUUGUUGACUCUUGCGGCAAUGAAGUUGUUAGCAGCUGGGACAAAAUGAUCGACUCUGAGAUAUUGAAGGAUGUGAAGCUUAACAAUGUGGGUGAUGCAUAUGUGAUAUACAUUGAGCAGUUGGUGAAAGAUGGGCCUCAGACGGCAUUGAUUGUUCGCUCUAUGGUGGACGAGUAUGAUCUUAUUAUAGUAGGUAGAAGGCAUAACAUAGUGUCACCUCAGACAUCAGGGCUUGCAGAAUGGAAUGAAUUCCCAGAGUUGGGGAUAAUUGGAGACUUGCUCGCCUCAUCAGAUAUCAGUAGCAGAACUUCUGUUUUUGUGGUGCAACAACAAAAACAGAGGAUUGCUGUUGGACGAAGAAAUUAA